Dendronephthya gigantea is the source of this 1522-nucleotide messenger RNA. RefSeq lists its product as uncharacterized. Lineage: Eukaryota; Metazoa; Cnidaria; Anthozoa; Malacalcyonacea; Nephtheidae. The record is from RefSeq and is a predicted model, not a curated record. The transcript is spliced from 5 exons. The coding region runs from base 147 to 1349 and encodes 400 amino acids.
GCAACAUGAGCUCCACUUCUAAAUUUAUUAUAUCAAUAAAUUCUUAAACACAUCCGAAAUUACUAAAACAAUAAUUUCGCGACGCGUGGCCGAGUGCGCCCAUUGGCGAUACAGCCUGGUGAUUAAAUUAAUGUAGCGCGAGCAAGAUGGCGGAAAGCGAGGAAUGCGCGGGAAGUUCACUGUGCGUGGAUUCAAUUACAGUCAACACCUGUCUUAAAAAAGGGAUGAAAAGAUGCUCUGGGUGUGGACUGGAACAAGGGAUUGCAAAAAAGGUUUGCAAGAACCAAGGUUGUUCUUUGAGGUUUCCAACAAAAGAGAAGAAUUUGGAUGCUUUAAAAAAUAUGAGCAAUCCGAACAUUACGCAACAAAGGAAGCACAUGGAAAAACGAGCUGAUAUUCUGAACAUCCACAACAACUGUGAUAUUGUCAUUUUAAUGCAUCACAAGCAUGGAAGUGGCGAUACGUUAACUUUCUAUGGAACGGAAGGAGCUGGAGUUUCUUUCAUCGGAAACAAAAGUACCAUAGAGACUUCCGAAGGUGGUCGAGUAGCACUCAAUUUAUUUAGAAAAUUCAUUGAAGAGUAUAAAGAAAAAGAAGGCUUGCAACAACUGCCUGAAAAACAGCAACAAGAACAACCACAGCAGCAGUCAGAAGAACAGCAUCCACAUGAACAACUUCCACAUGAACAAUUUCCACAUGAACAACAAGAGCAACAACAACGACGACAAGAAGAAGAACAACAACAACAACAACCACCACCACAACAUGACUGCCAACCAGAGGAAGAACAAACUACUCUCAUGAUGUCCAAAAAGCUGCAAUGGAAAAGCCAGGUUCUCUCCAAGAUUCUGGGUAAAAAAGAAGCAAAUAAUGUUCUCUAUGGUGGAAUGGUAGCUUCAGAGGAAAAUGUUGAGGUUAUCGAUUUAACCUUAAAUCAAAAUGAAAGGUUAAUUUUGUAUCUUUCUUGUAAAAGUUAUUUCGAUCAAGAUGCCUGGUGUGCUGUUGGUUCCAAUAUACAACAUAGAUUAGAUGCCACUGGAAUUAUUCUUCCUGUUUACAAUGCAACGAAAGACCCGUAUUGGCUCUUCUAUUUUCCUGGAAAGUUGGAUAUUGUAAUGACUUCAAAAUCUACUACAAAAAUAACUGGCUUUUGGUUGGAUAGUUGUGGUGCACAAAAACAUGUGUACCAAUUGAUGUCAAAUGAGACCAAAAUAUUUGGGAAAAAUAUUGUUAAAACUGAACAUGGACCAUUGUACUAUAUUUGUGAUUCAAAGCUUUCCUCUGGUUCCAUUUGGAAGAUACCCCCAAUUUUCAACGAUACCAUUAUCGAAGUUUUGCCUUCACAAUAAAUGAUGUCUGCAAUACACAUUUUCAUGAAAGACAGUGUUUGAUCGUGGCAAACAGGGACAAAUAUAGUACAAUAUACGAACAUAACAUCUCUAUUGUUAUUAAGUUAUUAGCUUAAAGUUUCACAAAACUUUCUUUUGCCGUACUUUUGUAGUAUCUGUCACAUACUUUACAA